Molecule: messenger RNA, 646 nt
Organism: Drosophila ficusphila
Lineage: Eukaryota; Metazoa; Arthropoda; Insecta; Diptera; Drosophilidae
Product: protein Turandot A1/2-like
Exons: 2
Coding region: 60-341 (93 amino acids)
Source: RefSeq, a predicted model, not a curated record
UUCUCAAACGCAGAUCUAUCAGUUUAGUUUCUUUCAGCGUUCCAUCAUUUCCUAGCAAAAUGAAAACCUCAAUUUUCCUAUCGUGCUUUGCACUUCUGCUCAUAAGUGAUUUGUGCCUUGGCUACCCUAUAGAAGAACGAGAGGCUGAUAGACCUAAAGUGGAAGAGAAAAUUCAGAGUACCCAGGACAACGGACGGAAAAUUCUCACAACCCUGGAGGAACAGGUUGACGCUCUUUCUUCCUUUUUGAGCUCAAAUAAUAGGGAUCAAGGGUUGAUUUGCUUACGAAAUACUUUGGCUAAACAAGAAGUCCAGUUUCUGCCCAAAUGUUUUAAUCUUUAAGUUAAUUGAUAUUCAAAUAAUGUUUUCAUCCUGUUCUGCAAUUUUCCUUUCUUAUUAAUUGUCGUUAAAAGCGAAAAGUCUUCAUAGGAAGUUAACAGUUUUAGAGGUUUCAAUUAUUAUUUACUUCCUUGUCUUUCUUCUUUGUUUAUAUGUAUAAAUUUCCAAUUUUUUAUUUCCCAACUUUAAGGAGGCUUCUCCUACUUUAUUACAGAGACGAAACUUUAAACUUCGAGUUUAGUAAGCACACCAAGCUGUGCAUGCAUUUGUAAUUAGAAAUAAAAGCAGACAUGUUCAUAUCCAUAAAA